This is a messenger RNA of Lottia gigantea (owl limpet), 348 nucleotides long. RefSeq lists its product as hypothetical. The transcript has a single exon. Gene Ontology annotation, cellular component: membrane. The record is from RefSeq and is a predicted model, not a curated record. NCBI's taxonomy places the organism in Eukaryota, Metazoa, Mollusca, Gastropoda, Lottiidae. Gene Ontology annotation, molecular function: G protein-coupled peptide receptor activity. The annotation marks the transcript as partial.
CCUAUUUUAAUUAAUAUUGGUACUAUUGGAAACUUGAUGUCUAUUUUGGUUUUAACCAGAUCUAACAUGAGGAAGUCGAGGGUAUCUAUAUAUUUAACAGUACUGUCCUCGUGUGAUAUUUUAGUGUUAUAUACAGGCCUUCUAAGACAAGUUAUAAUGUACCAUACCAACUCUGAUGUUCGCAUAUUAAGUGACUUUUCAUGUAAAAUUAAUACCGUGGACUUUUCAGUUUGGAUAUUGGUAGCUGUUACUGUUGAACGCAUUGUAUCAGUCUGGUUUCCGCACCACGUUCGUCACACCUGUACUGUUAAAUCAUCUACUGUUACAUUGGUAAUUAUUUCUAUGGUA